Molecule: messenger RNA, 663 nt
Organism: Rhizophagus irregularis DAOM 181602=DAOM 197198
Lineage: Eukaryota; Fungi; Glomeromycota; Glomeromycetes; Glomerales; Glomeraceae
Source: RefSeq, a predicted model, not a curated record
AUGCCCAAAGAAUCUUCAAAGAAAAGGAAUCGAAAUAAUCUUGUAACCAAUUCUAAUUUCAAUUCAAAUGAUGAAACUAAUAUUAUUAUCAAUAGUCCAAACAAUAAUCUUGUUAACAUCUUUAAGCCACCUUUCCCUCCAGCUUUAACUAUAGAUGAUCUUAUAAAGAACGCUCAGACUUCCGAUAAUAAACCGAAAAUGGUUCCAAACGCUUUUAUCGCGUAUAGAAUGGCAUUAAUUCGAGAAUAUCGUAUUAAAAAUAAAAAUAUUAAAUUACCUCGUAUGGGAGUUUUUUCUAGAAUUGCAGAAAAUUCUUGGAAUAAAGAGCCACAACAUGUAAAAGGUUAUUACAAUAAAUUAACCCAAGAUGCAAAAUUAUUUUACAAGCAAAAUACUAUUCAAAUCGUUCUAGAUAAACAUAUGAUUAAUAUUAAUGACCAAAAAAGGGAACAGGUUCGAUUUCAAGAAUCAUCACGUGAUAAAAGACACUUAUUCUGUGACGCGAAAUCUGAUAUUGAGCCAAUUCAAGUUAAUGAUGUUAGCACGUCUCAUAUUUGUUCUAUUAACGCUAGUUUCAAAGAGGAAAUUAGAAUUUUGCAAGAAUAUGUUAAAAUUUUGGAACAAACUAUAGAUUCUUUAUUAGCCGUUGAUUAUAAAUUAUAA